Amphiprion ocellaris (clown anemonefish) is the source of this 11699-nucleotide messenger RNA. RefSeq names its product xin actin binding repeat containing 2b (gene xirp2b). The transcript is spliced from 9 exons. NCBI's taxonomy places the organism in Eukaryota, Metazoa, Chordata, Actinopteri, Pomacentridae. Gene Ontology annotation, molecular function: actin filament binding. Bases 273 to 10145 code for a protein of 3290 amino acids. Gene Ontology annotation, biological process: actin filament organization; actin cytoskeleton organization. The record is from RefSeq and is a predicted model, not a curated record. Gene Ontology annotation, cellular component: focal adhesion; stress fiber.
CUCGUUGGACAGAGGUGAACACGUUGAACUGGAGCUGGUCUCCGACGCUGACUGGGAUUUGCUGUGGGCUUGGACAGACCCUGCAGGCCGGGGUGCCGUGGCCUUCUUGUGGGAUUCUACCUGCUGAGUUCAUAUUUUUCUAAGACACCAUCCUUCCCUGCUGCUGGCAGCGCAGGUUUAACCAGGGCAGGACAUCCUGAAACAUUUAAACCAGAGGAAUCGGGAUUCACUCUGUGGACUCAGAGGUCAUCCUACUGGCCAACUGUGAGGCCAUGUACCAGGCAGCUGUCUCCAAGCGAGCAGACAACAUCCCCAGCGGGGUCAUGGAGGAGUCGGAGGUCUGUUCCCUGCCUGGGGGACUUGCAAGUGUGAGGAAACAAUUUGAGACCCAGGAAACUGCAACAUCACACAAUGUAACCCAGUUUCAUUUCCAUCACAGAGCUGUGCAGGAAAUGUCAAGCUCAGAGGUGACAGUGUCAAGCAGCAGCAGGCAGGUCAUCCCAGGCAGUCAGCAGCUAAAUUUCAACCAAGAAACAAUGGUGUCAUACAGCGACAACAACUUGGCAUCCAGCUAUGAAAACCAUCAAGAUGACACAGAAGAGGAGUUUCCCAGAUACACAACAAAAGAACUGAGGGAUCACUUUGAAAGAACAAUAGAAGAAGCUGCUCCACACAAACCAAUUAAGCCUGGACGUGACAUCAAUCGAGCUAAGUGGUCCUCAAAUGUGAGUCAAAGCAAUACAGUGAUUAGUGAGGUGUGUGAAGUGUCCGCUACUGAAGCAACACAAGACACAAUGGCCACAGUGAUGGAUUACGAGGACUUUCCACCCCCACCAGCGGAGGAUUCUGACUUUCUUCCACCCCCUCCUCCAGACUUACUACAAAUGCCGCCAGACAGUGACAAUAUUCCAGCAUGUGAUUACUCCCAUGAGCCUCCAGAACCAGCAAACCAGCCCAAAGGUCCACUCAGCAAAGAGGCUUACUUCAAGCAGAGGAACAUGUCCGAGCUGAAACGUCUUUACAAGCACAUUCAUCCUGAGGUUCGUAAGAAUAUUGAGAAGGAGUGCUUUAUUGAUUAUAGGGAAACUGACAACAACCACGUAGAGAGCCAGGAGUACAUGUAUGAGGAUGACGGUGGUGUUGCUGAUGACAUCAAUGAUGAAGAAUAUGGGGAAUGGGAGGAGAUUCUCCCCGGGGAGGUGCAAGCAAUGCGCUGGAGGUUUGAGAAUAAGCCGCUGGAUGCCAUCAAAGAUGAAACUCCUGAUGAGGAUGAAGACAAUAAGGCAAUAACUCAACAGGAAAUAAUUCUGGGAAAAGAUGUGAGGCGCACAGCGUGGAUGUUUGAGACCAAGCCCAUGGAUGAGCUGGGUUCACAAAACAUCAACUCAAUGGAAUAUAAAAACAAAUUUAAUAAAUUUGACAAGGGAGAUGUCCGUGCUGCAGCGUGGCUCUUUGAAACCCAAACUAUGGACACUCUUAACAAAAUGCAUAUGGAGGAAGACUUAACAAAAGAGGUUUCAUUUACAGAAGAGGAUGGGAAUGCUACCAUUUACAUGAUUGACAAUAAGUUCAUGGCAAGCCUUGGGCACACUGAAACCAUUGAUGAGAGCCACCUGCUGAGUCUACGAUCAGUGUUAGAGGAAAUUAAUGAAGAUGUCAAAACCGUAACAAGUACUUUUGACACUCAGUUCAAAUGCAUCAUCAUGGGACAAUCGAGUCAGAUGCUAGAGAUUAAGUCUGUGCGCAAAAUUGAAACUGAACUGGAGAACUCUAUCGCAUCACGUUGGCUUUUUGAUACUCAGCCUCUGGACAUGGCAAGCAGUGAACCUACUUCUCUGAAACUUGUGUGCAGUCUUUCCAUGGAGGACAGCAAUAAGGGAGACUGGGGCAGGUGGUUGUUUGAGAUAAAGACACUAAAUUCUCUCAGUGAUUGGGAGAGCUCACAAAUGGAGAAGAAAGAGAUUGUCGGAGCUGAUGUGCGCAAACACUGCUUAGUGUUUGAAACACAGCCAAUGGAUUCUCUGAAGGAUGACUCCAAUGCAAGACCUGGGUAUAUUGAAGAGAUCAUUGGGGGAAAUGUUAGAUCUGCAAGGCACUUUUUUGAAAGCAGCCCUCAAGCAGCCAGGAAGAAUUGCCCUGAGGUCGGAAAACUUAAAAAGACAGCAGUAAAUGAAGAAAUGAAAGGGGACGUGAGACACCAAAAGUGGCGCUUUGAAAGUCAACCUCUAGAGCACAUAAGAGAGGAGAAGAAAGAAGUCACUCGCACUGUGAAUGUUGAGGACGACCUCACACAGGAGGAUGGCACAAGCUGCAGGGCAGAUGUUCGCAAGAACUGCUGGGUAUUUGAGACCCAGCCAAUGGAUACUUUAAAAGAUGAUUCAAAUACUCAUCCCCUGACAAAAGAGGAAGUUAUUGCAGGUAAUGUGAAAUCAGCCAGGCAUUAUUUUGAAACGUUUCCAACUGAAGAACUGAAGGAGCUGCCAGAGGUGGGCAAACUGAAGAAAACUGUAGCACUUAAUGAGGAGAAAGGGGAUGUCAGACACCAGAAAUGGCGAUUUGAAAGUCAACCCCUGGAGCAUAUUAGAGAAGAAAAGAAAGAGGUUAUUCGAACAAUUGACCUGGAAGAAAUUGAUAAAGUGGACGUUUUGAACUACAAGCAAAUCUUUGAAAGCACAGAUUUAAACAGGAGAAAUGAAUCUCAAAAGAUUCUCAUAGAGGGUGUAACAUCAGGUUCUGUCAAAUCAAAUAAAAACUUGUUUGAGUCUACUCCGCUGUAUGCGAUGCAAGACAGCUCGGGGCACUUCCACGAGGUGAAAACUGUGCGCCGCGAGGAGGUUGUGAAAGGUGAUGUAACCACCUGCAAAUGGAUGUUUGAAACACGACCAAUCGAUCAGUUUGGCGAAAGCAUUGAUAAAUACCAGAUUAUUAAGGGCAUAUCCAAACAAGAAAUAGAGUCUGGUGAUGUUAAAACUGCAAAGUGGCUGUUUGAAACACAACCUCUUGAUGCUAUUAAGUACUUCAGCAAUAUUGAAGAUGAAGCAACUGUGGAAACAAUUACAAACGUUGAUGUCAUGAAGGGAGAUGUGAAAACCUGUAAGUGGCUGUUUGAGACAAAACCAAUGGACAUCCUGUAUGAAAGAGUGGAGGUGAAGGCUGAAAAUGAGUCUGAAGAAAUGCGUAAGGGAGAUGUCAAAACCUGCACGUGGCUCUUUGAGACACAAGCGCUUGAUACUAUUCAUGAUGAGACAGAGACAGUUCUGACAACAUGCACCACAAAGCAGGAAGACAUUAGAGGAAAAGAUGUAAGAAUGGCUUGUUUUCUCUUUGAGACAGAGAAACUGGAGAACCUCACUGGGGAAGAGACGGGCUCCUUUAAGCGUGUCACAGAGAUAGACAUUGCAUCUGGAGACGUGUCACGGAUGAAGUAUAUUUUUGAAAACCAAACAUCCGAUAUCAUGACUUCUACGUCUGAGGAAUUGAUGCAAAACCUCAAGAGGGUUCAGACUGAGGACAUACAAAGAGGAAAUGUCGUGAGUUGCAAAUGGCUCUUUGAAAACCAAUCUAUAGAUACCAUACAUGAUAGCCAGGAGGAAUCUAUGAGCAGCCGCACUGUGAACGACGUACAAGGAGGAGAUGUAGAUAAGGGACGUUUCAUCUUUGAGACCUUCUCCUUAGAUAAAAUCCAGGAGGCUUCCUCUGACACAGACACGGAGCUGAUGAAAAUGCAAAAGAUUGUCUGCGAUGAGGUUGAGAAGGGCGACGUGAGAAAUUAUACCAUGAUGUUUGAAACUCAACCGCUUUACGCCGUUCAGGACAAAGAGGGCCAUUACCACGAGGUCACCACUGUCACCAGCGAGGAGGUAACACAAGGGAAUGUUGUUGGAACCCGGUGGUUGUUUGAAACUAAGCCCCUAGAUGCUAUCAAGGACACAGAUGAGGUAUAUAUAAUCAAAUCUGUCACCCAGCAGGAUGUGCAAAAAGGAGACGUUAUGUCUGCCAAGUGGAAAUUUGAGACCCAGCCUCUUGAUAGGAUUGCUGAAGAAAAUAAGACUUUAAUUAAAACUGUGGAUGACAUUCAAGGAGGCAACGUUAGAAUGAAUAAGAAUUGGUUUGAGUCUGACGCCGCGUCACUAGGAUCUGUUAAAACUGUUAAUGUGAGUGAAAUACAAAAAGGGGACGUCAGAACUGCGAAGUGGAGAUUUGAAACCCAGUCCAUUGACAAAAUUAGGAGCAUGAGCUCCGAAAAUCUAAUAGAAACUGUUAAAAAGGAGGAGGUUACCAAGGGAGAUGUUAAAAAUUCAGUCUGGCUUUUUGAGAAAAAUCCUCUUGACCACAUUAAAGAGACAGAUGAGGACGAAGACACAACUGUCACUCAGGAGGAGAUUCCCAAAGCAGAUGUAAAAACAACAACAUGGCUCUUUGAAACGACACCAUUCGACGACUUUAACGAGACAAAAAUGGAAAGGACAGAAAUCCUGGGCAAGAGCAUCAAGGGAACUCUCGAGGAACUUUACUGUCAGAAAAUGGUGAAGUCUAAGGGAAUACUCAUUGAAGCUGAUGAAAUUGGCGAUGUUAGGAUGGCAAAAUAUCAACUAAUGAAUCAGGAGGCUCCGGAGAUUCAGCGCGAAGAAGUCAUCAGGGGAGAUCUGCAGACUAUUAUGAUGAACCUCCUGAAUAGGCAGGAAAGAAAGGAGCAGCAGAUAGUCAUAGAUUCAGAAGAGAAGGGUAAUAUCAGUUCAACAGUACAACAACUCUUCAGCCAAGACAGAGCCAGCAGUAUUGAAAGGGAGGAAAUAUUACGUGGUGACAUUCAAGAAGCUAUAAACAAGCUUUUCAAUGAGGAUGGAUCAGCAAAACAUGGUAUACUCAUCCAGGAGGAUGAGAAAGGGGAUGUCCAGAUGACAAUAUACUCCCUUAUGAAUCAACAAGACAAUGUUAAUGUUGAAAAGGAGGACAUAGUAAAAGGGAAUAUAAAGAGUGCUCUUCAAAGACUGUCCAGCCUGGACAAGUCAGACCAGGCAGUGAAGAUAAAGAUCGAUGACACUGAAAAGGGAAAUGUCAACUUUUACUCCACAUGCAUUGAAUCUGGGGCCCUUGAUUAUCUUAAGCAGCUCCAUUUAGGACCUGAUGAGACUCCACCUGACAGAGCAGAAAAAGAGAAGAUAGUUGGAGGUGACAUCAAAGGCACAAAACUCAUCCUUGGCCGUAACCAAACUCAAAUUGAGCGCACAGUCGAGGAUGUUAUACCUGGUGACGUUCACAACACAGUGAAAGUUUUCAUGGCAGAGCCAACUGUGUCGCUGGAAAGACUACAAAGGGAAGAGAUAGUUAAAGGCGAUUUAAGAGCUGCUUUAAAUUCGCUGUCUGAAUCAGUGAAUCAGACAGUCGUUGUGGAGAAAGAGGAGGUGGUGAAAGGCAACAUACCUAAAGCUCUGCGGUGUUUGGAGAGGGCUCAGAGGCAGUACAAGGAGGUGGAGAAGCCAGAUAUCAUACCAGGUAAUAUCAGAGGGGCUCUAAGAUCUCUGGAGAAAUCAGCAACGUCAAGAGUCGAAGCUGCUGUUGAUGAUUUAGUUCCUGGAGAUGUGAAGGCCACACUUAAAUCUCUGGAGCUGGCGAAGAAAGCAGUAAAGGACGUUGAAAAGGAAGAAAUUGUGAGGGGUGAUAUUCACACGGCAUUGCAAAGUCUACAGGAUGCCUCCAGUGAGAUAAAGAAGUGUCAGCAGGAAAUCGAUGUUCAGGGAGACGUCAGAGGGACAAUUCAGAUGUUAAUGGAGCAUCCACCUUCACCUAGGAUGCAGAGGAGCUCAAGCCUCGAGGGUGACGUAAAGGGUGAUGUCAAGAUGUCAAUUAAGUCAUUAUAUGAGAUGCAGGAGCAAAACCAGCUGGAGAAGGAAGAAGUGAUAAAGGGUGAUGUUAAAGGCACAAUUAAAUCACUGUUGGAAACCGCACAGCGUGAAACUCCCAAAGUCAGGCUUGGAGCAUACAGAAGAGUUCGAGUCAAGCAGAGCCCUCCAGUUAAAAAUCUAAAUGCUGACGCAGAGAGGAACAUACAAAAGAUAAAAACAGCAAAGCAAUCUGAAACAUCUAUUGAAAAUCACUCCACCUCUAAUGAAACUGAAAUUGUUAGAACAAAGUCAUGUACUGUGGAGCAGUCUGCCCAGCAAUCAACAACCAUGGUGGAGCACAAAACUAUUACCCAAAACCACGGCAUCAAAUCAGUGAAGACAGAGUUUCGGAAUCUUAAAUCUAACCCAAAGGGGAUGAUAAAAGUUGGUAAAACCAGAGUGAAAACUGAUGUUUACGUCUUAAAACCACAAACACCAGAACCUGAUCUGCCUCUCCCACCUCCACCAGCGAUAGACACUGACCUGCCUCCUCCUCCUCCUUCUCCUCCUGCCUCUGUUGAUACUGACAUUGAUCACCUUCCUCCUCCUCCUCCUCCACCACCACUCACCAGUGAGCAGGACUUCCUCCCACCUCCUCCAUCGCAGCAAGAGCUGGAGAGCAUGCCAGCACAGGCAGCUCAUCUUUCACCAGGAAAAGCAAAAAAGAUGACAGUCAAAAAAGUGAAAGCUCCCGUCUUACACCCAGUUCCAAAGCUGGAGCCUAAAGUUGAAUUCAGUCAAAAACAACAGGUGGAAGUGAGCCAAACCCAAUUAAACACCACAACACAUCCAUCAAAAACAGAAAUCCUUCCACCGCCACCGUCACCGCAGCCAUUAAAGAAAGUUUACAUCGCUCCUGUGAAAUUCACUCCCCCACCUUCUCCUCCUCCUUUCAUGAAAGCAAAAAUGAGCAAAUUUAACACACCACUAAUGAAAGCUGAAGAAAAGUACCGGAAGCUGAAGGAGGAAAACACACCUCCAACCACUCCAACUCCCACUUUCAUACAUGACUCAGUUACCGCUGCUCUUGAAAUGCUGUCCACCCAAGAUGCAGAAAUCACACAGGAGAGAGCUGAAAAGACAGCAGUGAGUGUUUAUUCAGAUGCUUUGUCAUGUGAUUUAUCUAAGCAGGUUGGUGUCUCAAAUACCACCCAAAGCAAAGCCAGCACUCAUCAGGAGAAAAUCCUCACAGAUUCCACAAUUGUAUCAUCUGCAAACCAGAAAAUUGUCUCUAAUGAGACCUCUAAGGUUAUCUCCAUUCAAAAGGCCUCAUCUGUCUCAGCUGUUAGACAGCAGAUGCAUUCAACUACACAGAAAUCCAUUUCUGUUUCCUCCAAACAGUCUGUUCAGUCUGUCAUGACUGACAAAGUCCAAACAUCAAUCACGGAUGUUACAAAAACAGACACUAUAACUGCUGAUACAAAGAAAAAUCAAAAAACAAAAGGCUUCAACAAAUCUGAAGAUAAAAAAGAAGACAAAAUCCCUGCUGAAAAAAUAAGACCUGACACUGAAUUAAUGCAGUUGUCUAAUAACCUCUGUGAUCUAUCUUCCCAAAAAGAACACGCUACCGCAGAGAGACAUGUAAAGGAGAACAAAUCAUCACACAGUGAGAAGAAAACUGAUCAUUCGCCUACCAAGAGCCAAGAAAAUGUCUCCAAUCAGCCAAUGCAAACAGACAAGGCAGCUGCCAGUACAAAUGGAAAGGCAAGCAAAUCAAACCAAAAAGUGAAAAAGAACAAUAAACAAGAAAAGCAAGCAGAGAUAAAGGCUUCCAGUGAGAGCGAGAAACCCAGUGGUUCACAAGAUUCAAAAGUAGAAGUGAAGGAAGCUGCUGUGGUGAAAGUGAUCAAUGAAGCCAAAGAAGUAAAGACAGAGUUAAAGCAGGGGAUUAAGAAAGCUGCUCCCUCUUCACCUGCUGUUACUGAGAGCAACGCUGACAGCCAACCAGAAACUCCAGCUCCAACAAAGAAGAAAAAGAAGUCCAAAAAGUCCAAAAAUGGUGCACAGUCAGCUCCAAAUAAAGAUAUUCUCACAGAAUCUAUUGAAACUAAGAUAGCGAUAUCUGAAAAAAGACGCCAAACUCAUGAAACAAUUGCAGUCACCCAAAUUCACACAAGUAUGAAAGAAGAACACAUUCAAGUCAAGAGUGAAGUGAUUACCACAGAAAGCAAAGACGAUGCGAAUUCCCAGCAACAAAAAGCAGUUCAAAAGCAUGCAAAGGAUUCUCAAAAGAAAGGAGUGACAGUUACUCAGCAGAGUGCAAAGAAGGCACCAGAAGAAAGUAAGGAUGUCCCAAUUACAGUGACAGGCGAGUCAAAACAAAAUGAACUGGCAAAGUCCACAACUGGGAGAGCAGAGGAAUCUCAAAGGCAAGAGGUCCAAGUGUUAAUCUCUGACAUCACAGAGAUACAAAGGGCCUCAGAUUCUAAAUCUGUGAGGAGUCUGUUCAGUAAAGUUCCAGAGUGGCUCAUGACUACAGAAAGAAAAUGUGAACUGCAAAAGUCUCUAUCAGAGAGUGAUACUCAAAAAAAUAGAGAAAUUCUUUUACAUUUAAGGAAGCUGGCAGAGGCUAAACUAAUGCAUCUAGAAGAUGGAACAAUGGAGAAGCAUGAAGUUUCUGAGAAGGCGGUCUCUGGUGCUACAAGGAUAUCCAAGAUCAGCAUUGGUUCUGCCAAAAUUGAGAACCAAACAAAGAAAAUGAGCGGAAAUGAAAGACGGAGAGAAGAAGUGGGUCAGUGCAAGUCAAUCGACCUUCGAGCUCCCUCACCUUUACUCAGAAUGAGAUCUCCCUCCCCAACGUUCAUCACCAUCGAGUCCACACGAAGAACCGACUCACCCCAGAGAGUAACUCCGUCACCCACGCUGCUGCACAGACCGCCCACACCUCCCACCCCACCGCCACGCAGGUGUGACACCCCGACAUCACGCCUCACUAGAAUCACACCUUCUCCAACUUUUGACAGAGCAGAAAAUUUGGCUCGACUCAAAGACACAACAGCCAAGCUCUCACGUGGCGUCACCCCACCGCCACUACUUCCCAAUCAGAUCCUAGAGAAGAAAUCGGAGAUUGUGGAAUCACCUCCAUCAUUCCAUCGGCAAAUCAAAGUUGAGUCCCAGGCUGGGGAGGCCUCAGGAGCAUUGAUUGCAACUGAAAAGCACAAAAGGAGCUUAUCUGAGGAGGCUGAGGGUUUGAAUGCAAAUGAAACACAACGUAAGUCUGAGACCCAGAUGUCAUCAGGUCCGAAUGACCCAGAUCUUGGAGAAGAUUCGGAUGCUUCAGAGCGAUUAUCUGCAUCUGUCAAAGAAAAGAGAGAAUUUUUCGAGGAGGCUCGAAAAGCUGAAAUUAAUAAGAUCUACGUGCGAAAAGAGCCCAUUGCUAUCCCCGAACGACUGGGUCCUGACAUGGAGGAGUGUGAGCAAGAAAAUAAGAACAAAGAAAAGGAUGAGGUUCCCAGGGCGGACAUGUCUAGUCUUGUAAACAAAUUUGAAUCACCAGAAGAGAAACUAUAUAUCAGAAAAGAGCUUAUCCCACUCACGGAGCGCCUUCACAAUGACACUGAAAGCACAGAUUGUGACAAAGAGAAAGCAAACAUCCUGGAAGAGGAGAUGCCAACUUUUGACAUCCAGGCUAUUAAAAAUGUUUUUGAACUGGGUGAGCAAAGUUCCUUAUUCAGAGAAGAGAAAAAGGAUCAGGAGGAGCUUGUGUCAUGCCUGAGUGAAACAACAGCAGACACUUCAAAGCGGGAAAGUCCUCAAGAGACAAAGGGAGGCUCAAGGCAGAGCACCCCCCUCCCUCUGCAGAAAACUGAGGUGGAAACUGUGCCAGCCAAACCAUCAGCUUUCUCUGAAACCAAAUCAAUCACAGAGCAUUUCUCAGAUGUUGAUGAAUUUGGUAACAAGGUCACCGGAACAAUGACGGCUAUCACUGAGCACUCUCAGAGUGUGUCAACCCAUCCGGCUCCUUUCUCCUAUGCUGACGCAGUUAAAAGAAAAGCUGCGGCAGUGAGGAGAACAGAGACGUAUGAUGAAGACGCUACAGAAAACUUGCUGAGGAACUUCCAUAAAACGUGGACAGAGAGCGAGACGGUUUUCAAAAGUCUUGGCUACACUGUUUCUGAGGAAUCAACAUCACAAAUGGUGUCACGUCAGACCAAGAUUGUCUCAUCUGGUUCGAGUUCCGAAGUCGGAGCUCUGCACAGUAUGUCGGAGGAGAGCUUAUCCGAUGGAUGCUCUGAUAGUGGACAAAAAAAAGUACCAUAAAUCCUGUUUCUGCUGUGAGCACUGCAGAAACAAAUUAAGCCUUGGAAAUUAUGUCUCUCUCCAUGGACAUUUCUACUGCUUACACCAUUACAAACAACUCCUCAAGUCCAAAGGGAACUACGAUAAUGGACUCGGGCAGAAACCUCCCACGGGAAGUGGUGGACCUAUCCCCUCAGAUGAGAAACUUGAAUGGAGAUAUUCCAUGAGCAGCAUAAGUUCAGUAGACAAAACAUUUGAUGAAAGCAAACCACACAGCAACAAAAUCUCUGUAGUUUGGCCCCCGCAGGCCGAUCCCCCCAAGAAAGCCUUUAAAAUAGAGGAAGAUAUUCAGCUAACUAAACCACAGUGGCCCCCUCCAGACAGUUCCCCUAAGUCCCCCAUACACCAACACAGAAAGGCUGUUCCCAGAAGUGUCCUUUGAAAUAAAGUCACUCAAGCACAGAGUUUAGUCAAAUACAUCCAAAGGAGAAGCACAAAAGACUGAAUGGUACAAUAAGAUGCUGGCAAAGAACUGUCCUGAAGGUACAGCUAAGGAUGAUUGAAGGUCAUGCAGUUAAGUUAUAGAAAAAGGGAACAUGACAAGUAAGAAUAUGAAAAGGAAACUGUGUACAUACUUGUAAAUGUUGUGGAAAAGCAGGUUGAGAUAGGGAGUGCUAGAGAGAUGGAUGCAGAGCAAGUGUAGAAAGUGGACGUAGAUGUGUGGCAAUGUCCCUCCAACCGACAGGUUUAUCCCCUCUGUAAAUUUUCAUCCAUUGCAGUUUACUUUAAUUUUUUUUUUUUUUUCUAAUGGUCAGACAUCACACUCAUGUACCAUUCAGUAUUCGAAACAACAAGGUCAAAUCAAAAUUUAUAUCUUCUCUAACAAGUGUCAUUUGUCUUAUAAAGCUAAUUCAGAAGCAUUGGUUUAACAUUUAUAAACAUGGCACUAUGGCAGGGCAAAUUCAUCAUCUGGAUUAAAAUAACACAACUACUGCAAAUAAGCUACAUUUUCCCGUUCACUUAAGUCAUAGGUUUGGUUACUUUAAUCAGUUGGAUGUCUAAACCUUACAAUUCCCACUGCUAAUGAACAUCACACAGUAACAGUAUCCAUGAAUGCUAUUAUAAAUUGCAUUUUUCCUUAACUGUAAAAUUAAUUGGUCCAUUAAAGUUCCUCCAUUUUUUCACUCCAGCAUGCCAGUUCAAUGACACAGUCUCAGUCCAUGGACUCCGCUUUUGUAUUAUUUUGACGGGGCUUUUACCCUGCAUCAUAUCAACACUGCAGCAUUUGCCUUUUUCUUAGCACCUGGUGUGCAGACUACUAAAAGCAUCUUGGAAUUAUUUUAUUUAUAAUAUUGAAAGUAUAUAAUAUAAACAAGUGAAUUGGUGAUAAUCAUGUUUGUUUUGGACAUUUGUAUCCUAUUUUGAAACAACAAAUAUUUUGCAAUGAAGAAUUUUAUUUUUUAGAUUAGAUGGUUAUACCUUGCUUUGUACAAGAAGAUUCCUGAUGAUGUCAUGCUGUCAGGCUGGUUCACUUAUUAUAUUGCUGAUCUAAGGGCAAUAAAAUGUUGAAUUUCA